AUGUCCAACCUCUACCGUACCGGUCCCUCGUAUCAGGAUUUAUCUCAACCCACCUUCUCCCCAACUGCUCGUGAUGAGACUCACCGACGGUCCUUUCUCAAUUUGAAUCAACCACUUACAUCUAUCGGGAGAAGGCAGCCAAGCCAAAUCCAAACACCUGCCCCUAACCUAUACUUGCCUCAACCAACGUUUUCACCCACCUAUGACCCCGCAACUCAAAAUUUUCAGGUCGCAUCGCGCCAGCAGUUCAACAGGUCCGCGGAAAUUCACGACCCGCAUUGUGAAGGUGAUCGCUUUCGAAUCCAGCAGCCCACUGGCGGCAUCGCUUAUUACGUUGCGGACACAUUUUCCGACACCCCUUUGGCUCGUGGUGAUUGGGACUUUGGGAGUCCCCCGGUCUCCGACCCCAGCAUGUGUGGCUCAGUCUCAGUCCAGUACUACAGUUCCUCGGAAGGUUCUGUUGAACUGCUGGGCUUUCCAUGCGAGGAUCAGCUUGCAGCAUACGACGCGUUCGGCAAGCCUCGCUACAGUGCCGUCGAUUUACCCCCAUAUCACUCUCAACACCCUCCCAUUUCCCCUGCUCAACAUUCUUCAUACUCUGAGCUCUCAGCCAAUGUACUUUUUCUAUCGGAGCUCCGUCACGCUGAGUCGAAUUCGAAGAUUUCAAAAACUCCGAUUACCCCCUCCGAGCCCAACACUCAACAUACUUCUACUAAGGCGAAACGGAAGGAAAGGCCUUCUUCGUCUGAUUCUGAUCUAGACAUGGAUUUUAAACCACAUUUUCCAUCCUCCAGCCGUCGUCGAUCGGCUCCCGCGCCGGGCAAACAAAAGGUAGCGUCGGUGCCACCCCCACGUCAAUCGACCGCACCUCUGCCUAAGCCACACGCCCCGAAAAAAGAUGGAGAGCAGAAGAGGUUGAGUCUCGCAUGUCUAUUUUGCAGGGAGAGGAAAAUUGCGUGUGGUCGCCCAAGUGAGGAUGAACCUGACCAAACUUGCGCUCAAUGUCUGCGUCGAGAUCUCACAUGUGAAUACCCGAAGGAGUCGAGGCGAGGACAGCAUAAACGUGUUCCCAAGGAAAAGCCGGGCAUCGAUGAACACUAG
Molecule: messenger RNA, 1101 nt
Organism: Laccaria bicolor S238N-H82
Lineage: Eukaryota; Fungi; Basidiomycota; Agaricomycetes; Agaricales; Hydnangiaceae
Exons: 3
Coding region: 1-1101 (366 amino acids)
Biological process (GO): regulation of DNA-templated transcription
Molecular function (GO): DNA-binding transcription factor activity, RNA polymerase II-specific; zinc ion binding
Source: RefSeq, a predicted model, not a curated record